Molecule: messenger RNA, 1710 nt
Organism: Erythranthe guttata (spotted monkey flower)
Lineage: Eukaryota; Viridiplantae; Streptophyta; Magnoliopsida; Lamiales; Phrymaceae
Source: RefSeq, a predicted model, not a curated record
AUGUUACUGCUACUCCGCCGAACCACCACCACCACCGCCGCCGCCGCCGUCGUCGUAUUCUCUCGAUUCUCCUCCUCCACCACCGCCGCUUCAAACCUCCCCAAACCCUUCUCCCAAAUCCCAUGGAAACACAGGUCUAAAGCCAUCCAGGAAUCCCAAAAAGCCCUCUCCGAAUACCUCCACACCACGCGCUCUCUCCCCUUCCCCUACGCCGACAACAUCGCCAGAAAUUCCCCCAAUUCUCUCUCCAGAAUCGUGUCGGAAAUCCCCUUCUCGCCGGCGACUUUCGAGAACUCCUUCCAGCGAUUCCUCAGGUACCACCCAGUUAACGAGCUCGAAUUUUUAUCAGAAAGCAUCGGUUUGAACUCCGAAGAAAAAAUUACCAUUUUACCCCCAAACACUUUUUUUCUCUCCGAUUGGAAGCAUUUCGAUGUUGUUUGUGCUCUGGCCGGGUUGGGUUUCCCAUGGAUUAAACUGGGCUCACUCUGUAAAGAGCUGCUCGAAAUCGACCAGUGGCAAUUGCGUAAUAAAAUUGCCGAAAUCAAGGGUUUCUACGGGUUCAACAGCGUCUGCGUGAUUAGUAUUUGCUUGGUUUUCCCUCGGGUUCUAUACGAUGAGAUGGAUGGUUUGCUAACCGAUUUGAAAACACUAUUCUUGGAUUACGAUUUAUUGAGUUGCGUGGAGGGCAAUGUGGAUUCAAUGCUCGAUGUUUGCGAAAAGAUCAAGACUUUUUACGACUUGGGUUGUGAAAUGGGGAAGAUCGGCGAAUUGAUGGGGCGAAGCAAAUCGAUUUUCGUCGAGUACUCGAAAGAGGGGUUAAUUAGCAAAAUCGACUACUUUUGUAAAUUGAACGUACAAAAGGAUCGAAUCGGGUUGUUCCUUCUUUCGAGACCGGAGUAUUUCGGGUUCGAUUUGGAAAGUCGGGUUAUUUCAGUUUCGGGUUUCUUGAAACACUUUGGAUUGAACGAAACCGAAGUUGAAUCUCUCGAGAAAAAGUACCCUCACGUUUUCGGAAGGAAUCGAAUAGCUAAUAUGCCUCAUAUUAUGAGGUCGGUUAAUUUAGGCGAAUGGUUUUUCGAGAGGCUGAAAAACGAGAACCCGUCGCUUUUGGAUCGUUACGCGAUUAGCUGUACGGAGGAUUUGGACAAGCACUACGCGGACAAUUUGACGAAAAUACGAGCUAAGAGAACGUACGCUCACGGUUUAAAGAAAUUGAAUUUCUUGCACAAUAUAGGGUUUGGGGAAAAUAGGUUUGCGAUAAAGGCGUUGUUUUUAUUAAAUAGUAGUAGCUGCCAACUUCAGAGGCGAUUCGAUUGUUUACUCCGAUGCGGGAUCGAGUACUCGAGUCUUUGUGCGAUGGUGAAGCUGUCUGCGAAGAUUCUGAACCAGCAAGAAUCGAUUCUUGAAAAGAAGAUAAGAUUCCUAUGCAGCGAUAUGGGCUCUUCUCUGCAGUACCUCGAUGUUUUCCCGGGGUAUUUGUGUUACGAUUUGGAGAAACGAAUCAGGCCGAGAUUCGAGCUGCACAGGUGGCUGAUGGAGAAGGGCUACUGCGAGAAGGAAUAUUCCAUUUCGACUAUAAUUGCGUCGAGCGAGAAGGCGUUUGUGGCUCGUAUUUCUCGGAUUCAUGAGGGCGCUGCGAAGAAGUGGGAGGAGGGUUUGAGUGAAAGAGAUGGUGAGUUGGGGUGUGGAGAGGGGGCGGCGGCCCCCUAG